This is a messenger RNA of Schistocerca gregaria, 3586 nucleotides long. Its product is annotated as crossover junction endonuclease MUS81-like. NCBI's taxonomy places the organism in Eukaryota, Metazoa, Arthropoda, Insecta, Orthoptera, Acrididae. The transcript is spliced from 3 exons. The record is from RefSeq and is a predicted model, not a curated record. Gene Ontology annotation, biological process: resolution of meiotic recombination intermediates; mitotic intra-S DNA damage checkpoint signaling; double-strand break repair via break-induced replication. Gene Ontology annotation, molecular function: DNA binding; crossover junction DNA endonuclease activity; 3'-flap endonuclease activity. Bases 113 to 2251 code for a protein of 712 amino acids. Gene Ontology annotation, cellular component: nucleus; Holliday junction resolvase complex.
AUAUUCUGUUUUGCUCUUCGCGCAUCUAGUCCGUCUCUGAGAUGCGGCGAUGUCGCAUCCCUCUGAGAUUAAGUGCUUUUAACUUCCUCUACUGAACUUAAGUGCUUUACAUAUGGCUCAAAAUGCUACCUCGAUUUCGCCCAACGCCAUCUUGUUACAGAUUUUGUUAGAUGCCGAAGAGGAGGCCAGAGCUUCUAGGGCAGAGAAUAUGAUGCAGAAUCUCAAGAAAGCACGCAUUGAAUUGGAAAAGUAUCCGCUACCUAUUUCUUGUGGAAAAGAUGCAUUAGUGAUCAAAUUUGUAGGUGAUCGAAUUGCCAAAUUAAUCGAUGAAAAGCUACCACAAUAUCUCGAAGCUGUACAAAAAGAUUUACCUGCUCUCAAUGCAGCUACUCGAAACCAUUCCUGCGCAUCUAAUUUAGACGAACCUAGUCGCACUGCACUUGCUGUCCAGAAACGAUGCACGUCUAAAGUUCCAGUCAAGAGUAAAAAAUGCAAUAAUGAAGACGAACAGUCGAGUGUAAAGAAAGAAUACGUGCCUCGACCUAAGACAGGAAACUGGGCCGUGCUCAUUGCUUUAUACCUACAUGCACUUCCCGGACAGGCCAUUGAAGAGGCCACGUUGAAAACUCUUGCUCAACGCUAUAGCAAAGAAUCUAUGACGGCCAAAAAUCACGGCAUGUAUACGUCUUUUUCCUCUGUAAACAAGAAAUUAUGCGAAGCCGAAAAACUUGUGAUUAGAAAAAUUUCACCAAAGCGUUAUUUGCUCAGCCCUAAAGGCCGAAUGCUUGCAGAAAGACUCUGGCGAGAAUGUGAUGAAUUCAAAGAGCUUUCAGACGGGAAAAAUGCUGUCGAGUCGAUGGGCGUGCCAAUAUCAUGCAAGCCAUCAGGAACAAAGUUUUCGAACAACUCGAAUGAGCCGUUAGAUUCGACAUGUUCAGCAAAGAAUAUAAAUAACGCAGACUGUCUUUCUUCUGGAAUCACAGAAAAAAAUAACGAUCUAAUUUAUCGAGAUCAAGGCCAGCCAUCGAAUCAGAGGUUUGGUUUUUUCAAUAUCACUCCUUUUACUAAUGGGGACGAUGUCAUAAACCUUGAUUCGGACGAUGAGACUGACAAGUCGCCCAUUCAGGCCAGCUGGAUCUCUCCUUCUAAACAUGCUUCUCGCGAUAUCAAGCGCAGGGAAUUUGUACACGAUAAUUCUCCCUGUCAAACCAAACGGCUGUACGAAAUUUCGAAUCACCGCAUCUCUUCAACGUUGAAUUCUGUUUUUCCAGAACUCACCAACGGUAGCCCUGCAACGUCUUGCUUUGUACAGUCGGAUUUACCAGAGUGGGACUUGACUGACUUGGAUCUCGAGUUGACAGAACACACAAUCGAUCAGGUGGUUCUCUUUGUCGACAAUCGUGAAAAAAGCUUCAAAAAUGCACAGAGCGACCAAGAAUAUUUUCAAAGUGAGCUCAGCAGUCUAGGUGUUUCGGUGCAGACGCGCUCAUUGGUGUUGGGUGAUUUUUUAUGGGUUGGCAUAUCAAACCUUGGAAAAUAUAUUGUUCUUGAUACAAUCAUCGAGCGCAAAACUGUAUCUGAUUUAGCGUCUUCAAUUGUUGACAAAAGGUAUCUAGAGCAGAAGUGGCGUUUGAGACAUUCUGGACUGUCAAAAAUAAUUUAUUUAAUUGAAGGUAAUUUGAGCCACUUGGUCCCUUUGAGUAAGUCAAGUGUAACACCAGAAAUGUUAGACUCGGCCCUGGUAACCACAGAAACUCUAGACUCGAUGAUCAUCAUUCGAUCUAAGGACUAUAAAACCACAGUCGCUCAACUUUAUGCCAUUAGCACCUUUUUGGAGACAAAGUACAAGGGAAAAAAGGUAUUGACAACUCAUUACAACCAAACCAUCGCACUCAAGGUACGGCACAAUGGACAGACUCUUGUAGAACGUUCGCAACGAAUGAGUGUGCUUGGCUUGGACAAGCUACAUUUUAGUUAUGAGCAUUAUGAGGAGCAUAAUGCAAAGAGAAAAAUGUUGCCCCUAGUUGACUGCUUCGGGAAACAGCUUAUGCGAUGUCCUGGAAUUACCAUGGCAAAAGCGGCCGUCAUUGUCAAUCAAUUCAAGACACCUCGUGCGUUUAUGAAUGCGCUGAAGGAGCUGCCAAACGAAGAGUCCAGAAUCAAAUUGAUCGCUGACUUGAGGGUGGAAGGAAGACGAGUAGGAGAAGCGGGCAGCAAGGCCGUUCUCUCAUUAUUUUGGGGAACGGACUAGACUCUCGAAAAAAAUACAAUGUCGAUAUUGAACUUUUUCUUUUUUUUGCAAUAGUGGCAGAAAAAUAUUGUACACUUUCUCAGAAGCUCGAUUGAAUGUUCUUUAAAGAAAGAAGAACACGUUACUGCUAGUCUAGAACUAUACUGCUUACUAUCUCAAGUUUCAUCUUGGCUAUUUCGUAUCCAGUAUCUAUACAGUGCGUCCCUGUCUGGCUUUGGUUGAAAGAAUCACAGUGAAGUGAUAGAGAGUGACACAGCUGCAUACAAAAUAACAUUUAGCGCUUUUUUCGUCAGUAUCAAUUCAACUAUUCUACCUGGCUUAUGCAGAUUUAUCCAUUAGCUAGCUAAACUGUCGAUCUAUUGUGUGUCAGAGCAUUCAGACGGUUCUCAAGCAUUACUUCAGUUAUGCUGACUCGUGGCAUUACAUACAUUCCCAGAAAGAGCAUUAAUAGCGCGCACCGCCGACUUAGGUUUCUUGUCAUCAAAACUUUAUUUUCGGUGGACAGAUCAAUGUUCGAUACAGAGUUAGCUCCUUGCUCUACCUCAUUCCUAUUUAACGUUCAAGAGGAUCCGUUUUUCGAAGUAUUUCCAACCUUUCUACUGCCCUUGGAAAUAAUUGACAAUAUUCUUCAAUACCUCAGUGUGAAGUCUAUUAAGAAUUUAUCAGCCACAUGCAAAUUGCUUUGGAAUUGGACGCAACAAAACGCGAUUUGGGCGUUUCACUAUCAUCGCUGGUGUUAUCUGUUAUAUGUUCCACACACGAAAAAAUUGAAGCGACUAAAUUAUUGGGAACGAUGCAGAAUUAUUUAUCCCUUCUAUAAAGUGUUUUGUGCGCUCGUUAACCUGAGUGAUUGUCACCCCUAUGUUGUGGCACCUGAAAAAUACAAAAGGUGGAUUGAACUAGUUGAAAAGAGCAUUUGCAUACCUUGGAAGCGCCCCACUUUAGAAGAAUGCUUGUCUUACAGCGUGGAUAGACUGAUGCUUUCCAGGCGAAAGGAAUUCAAAAUUUUCAAAAUUAGUGCGAGGGAGAUAUUACUCAUCCUGUUUACACGAUAUCUGAACCCCGUCUAUCGAGAUUCGAAGACUUUGUGCUUUUUGAUAUCUUAUCCACAUACUAGAAAAUAUUUCAGACCGCAUGUAAUGUGCAUCAGCCAGCAUACUGUAUAUCAUCCGAAUAUCAUCAAAGGCAUGGUUCUGUUUCCAUUGGCAGCUGAACACUGUGGGCUAGUGAGCAUUCUUCAGGUGUUGUAUUGUAUGUUUACGCAAAUUGAAUUUUUAACUAAGCGUUUUUCUGAUUAAGUCAUUGAAAAAUAAAGCGCCUGAAUUGAAGGUUCGA